This is a messenger RNA of Exophiala xenobiotica, 1200 nucleotides long. RefSeq lists its product as uncharacterized. The coding region runs from base 1 to 1200 and encodes 399 amino acids. The record is from RefSeq and is a predicted model, not a curated record. Lineage: Eukaryota; Fungi; Ascomycota; Eurotiomycetes; Chaetothyriales; Herpotrichiellaceae. The transcript has 2 exons.
AUGUCAGACGUUCUCACACAGUCAGGCAUACAAGACCUUCUCAAACGCAUUAGAGACCUCGGUCCUAUAUGCGAAGAACACCUCAGAAGAGGACUUUAUGACUCAACCACUUUCGAGUGGAAAGAACAAGGCAUCCUAGGAUUGCCCAAGAACGCUGAACAGAUUAUUCCUCCGUGGCACCCAUCCAGCCCAUACCUUACCGAUCGUCGAAGCGCUAUGGCGUGGUUCUAUCGCGAAUUCGGCGUGAUCGGGUUCUGGUACUGGGUGGGGCAGAUUGCUCGUCAAGAGAUAGCUGCGGAGGAAGAGGCAAGUGAAGUCAGCAAGCAUGACUCGAGCUGGGACAAGAUCCUGAAGGAUCACGAACUCGAUGCUGACUCAAGGAUGCUGUACUACCUCUCUGCUAUACCGCCAGAGAACAUUGACUCCCAGUACUGGUGCACUGGUUGCAACAAGUACGACUACCAACAGGGUAGGGCGCGGUACCUGGACAACGCCAAUCAAGAGGAGAGCAUUCGGCUAUGGCUAUACGUACUGGAUGAUAAAAUCCUUAACGAUGCCAGACGCCGAUCUCUGGCGGAUCCGAACUAUCCUUUGCUCCAUGUCCCUCUCCGCCGCACGUUCCCGUACGCUGGUCUCAGUAUCAACGUCGCUUCAAGGGCCACUGCUCACCACGGACACACUGGAAGUGAGUGUAUUGUGUACGGACUCUUCACAGCAGUUGUCAGGUGGAAGUACGGCCGUCAAUUUGACGUGAUCCACUUCACGUACCAAAUCCUCAAGAACGUACGUCCGGACGAUAUUGGGCUGUUGGAGAUCCUCGGCUCAAUCAUCGCAUCCGCGUAUACCUGGGAUACCGGUCUUUCUGCCAACUUUGCUGGCCUUCAAAGAGGAAAUAAGGCAUCAGACCCUCCCCCUACGUACUAUCAAGAUCUCCGCACAAACGCUCUCGAAUUCCGUGAUUCUGGCAUUCAAAACCAACAGAUCACCGAAUCAAUCCGGAAGAUCGAGGAGUGGAAGCAAUUCACACCACUAAUGCAACAGAUGCGUGCGGAAAGACCUGACUACAGAAGCUUAGUCAACGAGAACGAAGCCAAGAUGCAGCAGCUUGUUCAGCAGGCUGAAGCUCUCGAGCUCAACUUGCAAUUGACUGAGCUCGACGAACUAGCGAAGGAGUAUGAGGCUGAGAAAAGAGCCAAGUAA